Trichoderma asperellum CBS 433.97 is the source of this 1818-nucleotide messenger RNA. Its product is annotated as Delta(24)-sterol C-methyltransferase. The record is from RefSeq and is a predicted model, not a curated record. Lineage: Eukaryota; Fungi; Ascomycota; Sordariomycetes; Hypocreales; Hypocreaceae. Gene Ontology annotation, biological process: ergosterol biosynthetic process. Gene Ontology annotation, molecular function: sterol 24-C-methyltransferase activity. Gene Ontology annotation, cellular component: endoplasmic reticulum.
ACAAGCCCAGAAAUUGGAGAUUGGCUUUUUUUCUCGCAGCCCGUCAGGGGUAAAAAGUAGAAGCGGCGGACGCAGGGAGCCUGUGAAAUUGUUGCGAUACCACAGAGCCAAAGGACAACGCAUAAAAAGGUCCAACAGCUCCGCCCAAUUCCUUGCGGCGCCACAUCACCGUCCCUUUCCGCCAUUGAUUCGCUCUGCGUGUCUGUUUGUUCUGUCCUUGAUUCUCUCCCUUCUCUUCUAAUACCUUCCUCUUCCCUCUUUAACCACCCUUUUUUUACCAUUACUUUUAGUAAUAGAGAUUUUUUUCCCCUAAAUUAAUCUUUUAAUUCAACUUCCAAUUCAACAUGGCUCCCGCUACUCUCGAGAAGGAGGACAAGGCCCGAGAUGCCGCCUUCAACAAGGCCAUGCACGGCAACUCGGCCAAGGCCAAGGGAGGCAUUUCUGCCAUGUUCUCCAAGGGCGCUGAUGCCAAAAAGGCCGCUGUGGACGAGUAUUUCAAGCACUGGGACAACAAGCCCGCCGAGAACGAGACUGCCGAGGAGCGUGCCGCGCGAACAGCCGAGUAUGCCACUCUGACGAGGCACUACUACAACCUGGCCACCGAUCUGUACGAGUACGGCUGGGGCCAGUCCUUCCACUUCUGCCGCUUCUCCGCCGGCGAGCCCUUCUACCAGGCCAUUGCCCGCCACGAGCACUACCUGGCCCACAGCAUUGGCAUCAAGGAGGGCAUGAAGGUGCUCGAUGUUGGCUGCGGUGUUGGCGGCCCAGCCCGUGAGAUUGCAAAGUUCACCGGAUGCCACGUCACCGGUCUCAACAACAACGACUACCAGAUCGACCGAGCAACGCACUAUGCCGAGAAGGAGGGUCUCUCCAAGCAGCUGGCCUUUGUCAAGGGUGACUUUAUGCAAAUGUCGUUCCCUGAAAACACCUUUGACGCCGUCUACGCCAUUGAGGCCACCGUCCAUGCCCCCACCCUGGAGGGCAUCUACAGCCAAAUCUUCCGCGUGCUCAAGCCCGGCGGUGUCUUUGGUGUCUACGAGUGGCUGAUGACCGACGAAUACGACAACAACAACCUGCACCACCGCGAGAUCCGUCUCGGAAUCGAGCAGGGUGAUGGCAUCUCCAACAUGUGCAAGGUCUCCGAGGCCCUGGACGCCAUGCACGCCGCUGGCUUCGAGCUCCUGAGACACGAGGAUCUCGCUGACCGAGAUGACCACUCCCCCUGGUACUGGCCGCUGUCUGGCGAGCUCAAGUACAUCCAGACGCUCGGAGACGUCUUCACCAUUGUCCGCAUGACCAAAUGGGGACGUGCCAUUGCCCACAACCUGGCUGGUCUUCUCGAGACGGUGGGAAUUGCGCCUGCCGGCACCAAGAAGACCGCCGACAGCUUGGCUCUUGCGGCUGACUGCCUGGUUGCUGGUGGUCGCGAGAAGCUCUUCACGCCCAUGUACCUCAUGAUUGGCCGCAAGCCCGAGGCUUAAAUAAAAACCAAGAAAAAACAUUCUCCCCCAAAGAGGAGAAGGCGAAGGGAUGUAGGAUUUUGAUACCAUUGAAUUGACAUGGAGUAAUGAGUGGAAACCGAAACCCGCCCAACGGAUGGGAAGGGAAAAGAUGCGUGUUAUAAAAAAGAAAUUAUAAGCGGCGUCGAAAGCAAACAAUGAUUUUGUUUUAUUUGGAAUGCAUGAUGGCAAUGCGCGCGCAAUAAAAGGGAUGGCAAAACAAACAUUUUUAUGUAUUGCAUAUGUAAUUAAUGGCUCUAGCAAGGGGGUAGACUCUGCUACACUUUUUUUUUUUUUUUUUAAUUUAUUCUUUGAAACC